Chara braunii is the source of this 3095-nucleotide messenger RNA. The record is from the annotation of a GenBank genome assembly. NCBI's taxonomy places the organism in Eukaryota, Viridiplantae, Streptophyta, Charophyceae, Charales, Characeae.
CGGGAAGCAGGAGGUUGGCCAAAGCACUCAACGUCCUCUUGGCGAGACUCCCAGAGGCGACACACUUCAACAUGGGAGUGACAACGCAUCUGAAGGAGAGACUCAUGCAAAGUGAGAAGAGAUGCAACAAUAAGAAAGGGGAUGCGAUGGUUCUACUACGGAGCUAUGACAUCAAGGAGAUGUUCACUUCUCUGCCGCAUGAUGCAAUCAUAGAUGUGGUAGAUUGGCUGUUACAAGAAUGGGAGGUCAAGGGAAGGGAAAAAGUAAGCGUGAGCAGGAGGGGGAAAGAGGUGGUGAUGAACCAGAAGAGCCGGGGGAAAGGAUAUGUGCAGUUAUCCUUUCAGCUCAUUCGGGAGUAUGUCAAGUUCGAGCUGAAUCACACUUACACGACUUGCAGAGGAACAUUACUGAUGCAAAUUGUGGGAAUACCAAUGGGAAAGAACUCAAGCCCACUGCUCACAUGCAUUCAGUGCACAAAAUAUGAGACUGAGUUCAUGCGUUCCUUGGGGAAAGACGGAGCUCUGGUGCAGGGAAUCAGGUUCAUGGUCGAUGUCACUACAAUAGUACUGGUGGACAGGAGAAUGGAGAGCUCUUUCCACAAAGCGGAGAGAAUACUGAAGCAAUUUGAAGGAUGCUAUGGGAGGAGACUCUUGCUGGUGAGAACGAAUGAGGGAGGCAACACGAUCGACUUCAUUGGAAUAAAGGUGGCCAUGUGCAUGUCCAAUUCUGAGCAGAAGCGUGCAGGGAUCGAUACCUUCUUCCAGGCUGAGCCGGCCCUAGUGUUCAGGCCUCAGGAGCAGCAAGCCCCUCCAGCUGCUUCGGCCAUCAGCCCCUCUGGCAAAGCCCUUGUGCCAAAUUCAAGCUGGGGUCUGAGAGCACGAAGCCCCCCACAAAACCGAAAUGAGGGCGAGGAGCUGCGCAGGCGGGAAGAAAAGUUACCCCCUUGCGUUGCACCCCCUAUCCCGUUCCAUUAUGAAGGUCCUGGGGUCAUCAGCUUUUCAUUAGCGUCAACGGGUGCAGCAGGAAGCCCUCCAAGGCGGACAGAUGUGAAGGACGGUGCAGGACAAGUAAACACCACGAAGGAUGUGUUUUUGGGACGGCAUGUGGCCAUCGACUUCGACGCUGCAAACACGAUCGGCACGUCCGAAAUACAGUCGCCACCGCUGAGGCCAUUGCUGAGUGCAAGUGGGCUGGGAGGGGGGGGGCUGUGCGGCACAGGCGAGGAGCUGCAAGACAAAACGCUGAGGACUGACAAAAAUUGGUCUGCGACAGAACGUGACAGCUUGUCGGCAAGGAGAGCGUCCACGAGUCGUGAAGAGCCACCAAUUCGCCUGCAGAGACGGGAGCUCGGAACUGUCGACGGAAAAGAUGGUAGCGGUAGCAGCAGCAGGUACUAUGAAGUGUGUGAAGAAGGGGUACACGAUGGCCAUGGGGGGGGGCGCGAUUGCAGACAGAGGGAGAGAGGCAGUGAGGAGAAGCAGGCCGCUCAUGUCAUUGAUGACUAUGCGGCCCUGGCGAACUCUACAGUCCCUGCAACACGAGCAGGGAGUGGCAGAGGAGGAGGAGGAGGAGGGGGAGAAGAGGGUCGGGCAGCAAAGGAUCCUAACAAAGAGACGAGUAACAGAAUAUUCAGUAAUGCACUUCGAGAUGGCCGAGGCGACAGGGUGAUUAUCGAGCUGGCUGAAGAUAGGGAGGAAGGAUGGGGGAGGAGGAAGGCAAGUGUGGCAGCAACUCCUGAAGGGGCUCCAAGCACAGCAGGAGGUGUAAAAUGGGAGGCAUCACCAGACGGAGUUUCCCGAGCCAGUCGGGUGCCUAGCACGAGUGGUGCUAGCAUUGAUGCUACACCAAAAUCAAGGGAACCCAGAACCCGAGCGAGGGAGAGUCAGGACUCUGAACCGCGAGUGCCGUCGAUGCGCCGUAGUGGAUUGAUCCUAUCCAGUAGUCAAGCAAGUGACCGAUCUACGUCAUCAUCCUUUGGUCCUGGCAAAAGAUUUUCAAUCACCGAGCACCACAGCCAAACAGCAGAAAGAAGAAGGAAAUAUUCCUUAGGUGGUGGCGGCAGUAAGGGACACCCUCCAAGGAGUCCUCCGAAGGACCUUCAUGCUACAACGCCGACCGGGGAGAAGACGCCAGGGAAGCAGAUACAAGACCUGUGGAAACAGUUGCAAGGUGUCAAGGAUCAGAAGGCUGGCGAAAAGAGCGAGUCUGACGCACUUGACAGUGGGGAAGAGAGAGAUGUUGUUGAAAAUAGGAAUUUGAUUAGCAGUGGUUGGCCCCAAGGGGAAGAGGAAGAACAGAAGAGUGUGCCUCAUGCCGAGGAAGCCAGUCAUCAUGGAGCGAGCAGAGCAUUGACGGGCACCACCUCAGAUUUGGCCGUGACGGUGAGUGAGUGGAGCAAGCAACAUCAUGAUGGAGCAGAUGAUGAUGAAUGGGAAAAUGGUGAAGAUAUAGAGACGACAAGCGCAGCCAAAGGCUCGUCGUCGCUGUGGACAAAAGGCUCGGAUUUGGCAAGGUUGAAGAAAUUAAGGGCGAUCCUUAUCCGACAUAUGGGCCCAGUUGGCACAACCAGCAAUCAAGGAGGAAAGCAGGGAUCGAAUGGGGUAGUUGGCAUCUGGGCAGCGGUGUUCAAGAAAAUCGAGGAACUGCUCACCACCAGCAUGGCAUGGAGCAAGGAGAGUCAACGACUGGACCGUCUGGAUGAAGACUUGCGAUCAUUGGUAGAUAUGAUGAGGUUUGGCGACAGACUGCUUGGCGCGCUGGCUGGAGCAGCACUGGUUGUAGCAGCGCUGGUUGUAGCAGCGCUGGUUGUAGCAGCGCUGGUUGUAGCAGCGCUGGUUGUAGCAGCGCUGGUUGUAGCAGCGCUGGUUGUAGCAGCGCUGCUGGGGAAGAAGGAGCGCCCAGCUCCCCACCUCAGCUAUGGUGGAGGAGCACAGGCUGGAGGAGGAGGAAGACGAGGACUAGGACGGAGGAGCGCCAGAGGUACCUACCUGGCUAUGGUGGACGCCAUUUUCGUCACCUUGGUGGGCGCUGCAUCUGGAAGGCCCCAGUUGGCGUAGAGCUACACCAAGAAGCUUCGAGGCAGAGUCAGGCAUGAC